CUCCAGUCCCAGUAACGGAGAGAGAUCCUGCUCUGCCAACGCAAGGAAACAACUCAAGAUUUCAGUCAAGGCAAUGAAGAGUUUGGCAAGGACCCAGAGGUGCUCAUUGGUAAGGAGGGCCGUCCACUUCACCGAGCAGUCGACAGACUCAAGCCGCGCUGGAUGGAUUGGCAUGGGGAAAGGAAGCCGUUACCCUUUGGCUAAAAAGCUUUGCUCAUCAGUGUUUGCCAUGCUCAUUUUCUCAAUGUGUCUGAAUUCAGUGCGUUGCCAGCAGUGUAGGAUCCAGAGAUGUAACGCCGAGUUCGUGGCUGCGACUUCUCCUGGGAUUGGGUUGCAAGAGGAAUCGGAGGGAGGAGGAGGUGGAAACGGCGGCGAUUUCUGCAUCGCGCUGCGAGCUUACUCGCAAUGCACCAAGAAGACGGCCAAGUACUGCCGGGGGGACCUGGUGUAUCACUCGGCCGUGCUGGGCAUCAACGAUCUAAUGGCACAGCACAACUGCUCCAAAACGGGACCCACGGCCCCAGUGAAGCCGGCGGGCACGGAGCGGAGCCGGCUGCCGGAGCUGUGUAGUUACCAGGGCAGGGUCAACUCGCUGAGAGACGGCGGGCAACAGCCCCCGAAGUUUGCACACUGUGGCUUGUUCGGCGACCCGCAUCUCAGGACGUUCCGGGACGAGUUCCAAACGUGCAAAGUGGAAGGGGCUUGGCCCUUGAUCGACAGCGACUACCUGUCUGUUCAGGUCACCAAUGUACCUGUGGUGCAGGACUCUAGCGCCACGGCCACCAGUAAGAUCACGAUAAUAUUCAAGAGUUUUCAUGGCUGCACGGAGCAGAAGGUCUACCAAGCGACCACCGAUGGCCUCCCAUCGGCAUUUGUAGACGGCACAAAGAGCGGCAGUGAGCGGGAUGGCGGGAGCAGCCUGCGGAUCUUGGAGAAGGUGGGCAGUGGCCAGGUGGAGAUCCAAGCCCGCUACAUUGGCACCACCAUCAUCGUCAGGCAGGUGGGCAAGUACCUGACCUUCGCCAUCAGGGUCCCCGAAGAGACAUUGAACUAUGCGGACGAGAGCGUGUGCCUGCAGCUCUGCGUGCACGGCUGCCCCAGGAGCGAGCUCAUCAAGGAACACACCUUGUCCAGGCGGCUGUCUGGUACCAGGCUGCAGGGCCCCAGGCAGGUCUACACGGUGGAGAGCGCCACCUCCAAGUGCCGGGAGAUCCUUCAAGUGGAGGACGUCUACUUCCAGUCCUGCGUCUUUGAUCUCCUGACGACAGGGGACCCGGCGUUCUCCAUGGCUGCCCACGGAGCCUUGGAGGACCUCAAAGCACUGCAUCUCAAUGUUCUCAAACAGCACAGUUCUCCGAGGACAGGGGUGGGAAAAAAUGGUGCUCCAGCCCAUCACCUGCCGUACACCGUCUACCUGGCAUGUCUCAUCUUAAUCAUAACCUUCAUGUAGUGAAUGUGUAUACCUUCAGAUUGCAAAUUGUCUAUAUAAUAAUAUAUUGAGAAGUGUACAUAUGUGAAAAUGAAGUGUAAAGUGCCUGUAUAUAUAGUUGUAUUGUAUGAAUUAUUGUAUGAUGAGAGGCUUUCUGUUAGCAAUUUGUUUUCUUUUGUGUACUCUUGUUUUUAAGAACCUUGUUUUUUUGGGGGAUAUGGUUCCAAGGGGCAUCAAAACUUUGCCGA
Pristis pectinata (smalltooth sawfish) is the source of this 1677-nucleotide messenger RNA. It is a transcript of the gene rgmd, whose product is annotated as RGM domain family, member D. Gene Ontology annotation, cellular component: plasma membrane. Gene Ontology annotation, biological process: BMP signaling pathway. The coding region runs from base 74 to 1450 and encodes 458 amino acids. The record is from RefSeq and is a predicted model, not a curated record. NCBI's taxonomy places the organism in Eukaryota, Metazoa, Chordata, Chondrichthyes, Rhinopristiformes, Pristidae. Gene Ontology annotation, molecular function: coreceptor activity. The transcript is spliced from 5 exons.